AUGAUCAAUCGCCGAGAUUCAGAGUUCCUCCAUUUACUAGAGGUCGAUGAGAACAUUGAGCCACAGAGACUAAUUUACAACUUCAGAACAAGCGCCAUCGUCCCUGGAGACAUUGCCGUAUCUGUGACUCACGAUCCCUAUCGUCGGUCAACGACCGCUAUCCUGUUUGGUCUCGGCGAAGCUCAAGAAAGGCUCUUUCUGUACAGGGUGAAAGAAUCCCUAGAAGACUUCUGCCAUCCCCUGGCGCUGGUCGGCGCAGUUUGCGAGCUCGAGCGAGACAGGUGGAUCAAGAACGAGGUUCGGCCUAUUGAGUCGACGUAUAUGGAGAAGAACGACCAAUGGAGCAUGGCUAGUAGUGACAACCUUGCGUCUGCGCCGGAAGGGGAAACCAUGGAGGAUGCUUUGGGGUUGCGCUUCAAGUCUACCAUUCUACUCACAAGCCUGACCGCUGCGAGACGGCAGCUGAGUCGGAUCGGAGAUUACUUGCAAGAGAUGCGCAAAGAUGCUAGGAUGACGUCGUUUCUGAGAGGCUGCGAUGAUUGCCACGAUAAGGAGACUGAAGCUUCCGAUGGUGGUGUGGAUUUGAGCAAGCAGCAAGCUCACACUGCUGCUCGGCUACAGCACCGUCUCAAUCAGAUCUCCGAUGAAUUUGAUAUGAAGAUAGACAGCUGCAAGGCAUCUAUGGAAGACAUGAUGGCUACAACUCAAGUCACCAUCUUCUCCAUGAACGUAUUCAACUGGGAUGCCAAAGACGGCGAGAAUCUCAUCAACGUGCACUUUUGGCUUUAUCUAGCUGUAGCUGGAGCGUCAACAGUCCUUACCGUUGGUCUGUGGAUGAUUUAUUCAGGAGUAACUAAAAGGCUUUUCUGCAUCCGCAAGAGGAGAAAAGAUGAGGAAAUGGGGUCUUGA
Molecule: messenger RNA, 909 nt
Organism: Colletotrichum chrysophilum
Lineage: Eukaryota; Fungi; Ascomycota; Sordariomycetes; Glomerellales; Glomerellaceae
Exons: 3
Coding region: 1-909 (302 amino acids)
Source: RefSeq, a predicted model, not a curated record